AUGGAUCCAAAUAGCGGUAGUGAAGUUGAGCCGGAUGAAGAUGUUGAGGAGGAUAUUUCCUUGCGCCCUCUGCUUAACCCGAGUAACGUUGUCGCCGAGGAUAUAAACGAGUUGAAGCUUACAGAGGCCUCGGAACUCAUGCGCUUAGACGCUGAAGAGGACCAAGCCAUUCGAACUAUUGCUGCGGGUGAAGUUGACGUUUUAUAUUUUGAUUGGUGCGCUGAUAUCAAAAAUUUUGAGGGCGUCAGGGAGGAGUUCACUGGAUCGUCAGGCCCAACUUUUGACCACUCGGGGUUGUCACCACUGCAGGUCUUCGAAGAAAUCUGGGAUACCAAUAUAAUCGACCUCAUUGUUACUGAAACGAACAGAUACGCGAAUAAUCUUAAAUCUAAAAGAUCUGGAAAGCUCACGUCCAGGAUGAAGCGGUGGAAGGACGUUGACAGGGAGGAAAUGUGGCAAUUCCUUACCAUAUUGUUGCUUCAAUCUGUAGUAGUAAACAACGUGGAGCGCGAAUACUGGUAUCCCAGCAAUGAACAAAUGCGGAUUGGGGAUUUUGGCAAAAUCAUGCCCUAA
Messenger RNA from Parnassius mnemosyne (clouded apollo), 573 nucleotides. Lineage: Eukaryota; Metazoa; Arthropoda; Insecta; Lepidoptera; Papilionidae. The record is from the annotation of a GenBank genome assembly.